Messenger RNA from Oryza brachyantha (malo sina), 875 nucleotides. RefSeq lists its product as uncharacterized. Bases 64 to 792 code for a protein of 242 amino acids. Lineage: Eukaryota; Viridiplantae; Streptophyta; Magnoliopsida; Poales; Poaceae. The record is from RefSeq and is a predicted model, not a curated record. The transcript is spliced from 4 exons.
UUCUUCCUUCCCCACUUGCCGGAGAAGAAGAGGAGGAGAAGGAGCGCUGCUCACUUGGCCCCCAUGGCGAGGCUGCUGCCGCCGCCGAGGGCGCCGCUGCUGCGGCGGAUGCUGCUGCUCUGCGCGCUGGCGGCCUCCUGCUCCUACUACCUCCUCGUGCUCCACGCGCAGGCCUCCGUGCCGUCCCCGCGCUACGACGGCUUCGCCUACGGGGGCGCCGCCACCGCCGCCUGGAAGGAGACCGUACUCGUCGAGGCCUUCCUCGACCCGCUCUGCCCCGACAGCCGCGACGCCUGGGCGCCCCUCAGGCUCGCCGUCGACCGCUACGCCCCGAGGGUCUCCCUCAUCGUCCACCCCUUCCCGCUCCCGUACCACACCAAUUCAUUCCUUGCCUGCCGUGCGCUUUACAUAGCUAACAAGUUGAACUCAUCAUCAACAUAUCCUUUGCUGGAGUUGUUUUUCAAGAGCCAGGGAAAGUUUUACAAUGCUGCGACAUCCUCAUUAUCAAGCACGGUUAUAAGUGGUGAGAUGUCGAAGCUGGCAGCACAGGUUGUUGGUAGCUCGGUGUCUGAGUUCCAGUCUGGCUUCAGCGAUAUAAGGACUGACCUAGCAGCGAGGGUUUCCUUCAAGUAUGGGUGCACAAGAGGAGUUGCUGGUGCACCGUUCUUCUUUGUGAAUGGAUUCCUUCAGCCUGGUGGUGGAUCGCCUAUUGACUACAGCACAUGGAUCAGCACCUUGGAUCCCCUCGUUGGGCAGCAUGGCGAUAGAUUAGAAAUGUUCACCUCUAUGUAAGUAUUUGAAAUGUGUUGUAAUAAUGUUUUCGGGUAUACUAGCGGUUUGUCUAUUUGUUUCAGUAAUAACUGAUUUCAAUUAUA